Molecule: messenger RNA, 690 nt
Organism: Brassica oleracea var. oleracea
Lineage: Eukaryota; Viridiplantae; Streptophyta; Magnoliopsida; Brassicales; Brassicaceae
Exons: 2
Coding region: 131-490 (119 amino acids)
Source: RefSeq, a predicted model, not a curated record
AGUUGACAAAAAAAAAAGUUGUCGACCAGAGAAACCGUCUGAAGAUCUAUAUCACAGUAGAUUUUGACUCAGAUUGGAGUAACUAGCUAGCUGAAGAAAGAAGAGGGAAAAAUGAAUUAUUGAAGAGGAGAUGGAUAUGGAAGCUAUUAAGGCUCAUGUUCUUGAACUGGGACUCGACUUAGAUGCUACGGAUGAUUUGCUGGAGGCUUAUGAGGAGACUGCUGAGGAAGAUCUGAUGGAACAGGAGGAUGGAGGGAACGUUCAAGGAGGGGAGGCGAUGAACUCUGGUGCAGAAGAGAUGGAAACAGGCGCUGGAGAGUUAGCUAAGAAGACUGGAUCUAGAAAGAGAUUGUUCAAAGCCCCGACUGGAAAUGCUGGAAGUGCCAAGAUGCGUCUAGUUAGUGCUCUAGCAUCUCCGCGUAAGCGUGGCGCAGCAAAGCCAGGAACUAAGGGUUCUUCAAACCCAAAAAAUGGAAUCCCUAAACCUUAGUUUAUGAAGCUGAAUUUAAUUGUAGUUCGACCAUGUAAGCAGGGUGUUGCUACUGGUCUUGAUGGGGGUUUUUUCGUUUAUUUAAUAAGCUCUAUGAGCAGAUAUAAGUUAUUUGGGGCUAUGGAUUUUGUGGUCUUGGGUUUUCUUUUCAGGUCAUGGUUGAUGUUUAAGGUUUUGAUGUUGGUUCUAUGGAAUAAAAA